Messenger RNA from Trichoderma virens Gv29-8, 429 nucleotides. RefSeq lists its product as uncharacterized. The record is from RefSeq and is a predicted model, not a curated record. Bases 1 to 429 code for a protein of 142 amino acids. Lineage: Eukaryota; Fungi; Ascomycota; Sordariomycetes; Hypocreales; Hypocreaceae. The transcript has 2 exons.
AUGACGCGCCGCCUGAUUCCUCCGGCAAACUACACCACUCCUCCGUUCCCGUCCCUCAACGUCCACACUCUAUUCGAUGCCACGCCCGACAAGAGAUACACGCUCUACUACAUCAAAGACGUCUGGCGCUUCACAGUAAUAUGGACCCUCAUCGUGUUCGCGCUGUUUCACCUCGGCGCCGUCUUCAUCGCCAUGUUCACGCACGGGUGGAAGAAGUCGUCGUGGAAGUAUCUCUGGAUCACACCGAUUGUCUAUCUGGGAGUCGCUGGGCUUGAGGCUGUACUAUCUGGCACCAUUGUUGGGGUUAUGCUUGGCGCUGUUUACCAGGCGGGAUACUACGAGAUGAAUACUUGGAUUCCCUGUACCUGGGGCUUUAUCAGUGUUCUGACGCUCAUCAUCUCCUCCUUUUCGAUUCAGGGAGGUCUGUGA